AUGGCCAAUCUCCCCAAGAAUGCCUCAAUGACCGAACAUGGAGUCCAUGAAAAGACCGAGGUAGAUCCAAGCCAUACUCGUCACUCAGAUGAAGAAUCAAACUAUGAACCCGACCUUUCCCGUUUGCCAACCAACACCAGUGUCUUGGAACGUACACUAUCGGCGGUGCGCACUCGGGAAUCUGGCAAAAAUCUCGGGCCGCCCCCGGAUGGCGGAUUUCAGGCUUGGUCACAGGUUGCCCUCGCACAUUUUGUUAUCUUCAAUACAUGGGGCUAUAUCAAUAGCUUCGGUGUCUUUCAGACAUAUUAUUCCCAGACACUGGGACAUCCACCCUCGGAUAUCUCCUGGGUUGGGAGUAUUCAGAUCUUUUUGUUAUUUUUCAUCGGUACUUUCUCCGGAAGAGCCACCGAUGCCGGCUAUUUCACAUUUACCCUCGCCUGUGGUGCUACUCUGGAAUGUUUCAGUAUCUUCAUGACCUCACUCUGCACGAAGUACUGGCAGCUAUUCCUGGCACAAGGUGUUGGCCAAGGUAUUGGGUGUGGACUCAUGUUCUGCCCAACCUUGGCUUUGGUCUCGACUUAUUUUGCCAAAAACCGUGGCAUCGCUAUUGGCAUCGUUGCCUCGGGUUCUGCGACGGGGGUCGGAUAUGGGUGGACAAUCCGGACGCUGGGGUUCAUCUCGAUAGCCACGCUGACUCCCUGUGUCCUGUUCCUCAAACAGCGUCUUCCUCCACGCAAGAGUGGCCCAAUUGUCGAGUGGGCUGCCUUUACCGAACUACCCUAUCUGCUGUUUGCGAUUGGCAUGUUCAUGAACUUCUGGGGGCUGUAUGUUGGAUUUUUCUACAUUGGCAGUUUCAGUCGUAACAUCAUCGGCGUGUCAAGCGAUCGAUCGAUCGAUUUACUCCUAGUAAUGAACGGAGUCGGAUUGGUGGGGCGAUUGGUCCCCAAUCUGCUUGCUGAUCAGUUCACCGGUCCUCUCAACCUAUUGAUCCCCUUCAGUUUCGCGACGGCCUUGGUUGGCUAUUGUUGGGCGGCCGUCAACAGUAUGCCCGGGCUGUGGACAUUUGCCGCAUGUUAUGGCCUCUUCGCUGCGGGUAUUCAAUCAUUGUUUCCAGCAACCCUCAGCACCCUCACGACUGAUAUGAAGAAGAUUGGUGUACGUAUGGGCAUGGUACUCAGUGUAGUGGCAGUGGCAGCCCUUAUAGGAUCUCCCAUUGCUGGUGAGUUAGUUGUUCGUGAUGAUGGCAACUACCUAUAUGCCCAAAUGUUCAUGGGAUCUGCAAUUUUCGUUGGCGGAUUGACGUUGAUUGGGGCCCGAGUGGCCAAGGUGGGCACUGGUCUGGUUCGAGUUUGA
This is a messenger RNA of Penicillium coprophilum, 1353 nucleotides long. RefSeq names its product putative MFS monocarboxylate transporter. The record is from RefSeq and is a predicted model, not a curated record. NCBI's taxonomy places the organism in Eukaryota, Fungi, Ascomycota, Eurotiomycetes, Eurotiales, Aspergillaceae. Gene Ontology annotation, cellular component: fungal-type vacuole membrane. The transcript is spliced from 2 exons. Gene Ontology annotation, molecular function: transmembrane transporter activity. The coding region runs from base 1 to 1353 and encodes 450 amino acids. Gene Ontology annotation, biological process: transmembrane transport.